AUGGCUUCUCUUGCACUUCUCUUCUUUGGCGUGGUCGUCCAACUGGCUGCUGGUCAGACGCCCGGCAACACAACCGAGGUGCAUCCCAGGCUUGACACGUUCCGAUGCACAGUCCUCGGCGGCUGCAAGAAGCAUACAAACUACAUCGUCGUCGAGUCGAGCCAGCACCCCAUUCGCCAAGCCUCCAACGGCUUCCACUGCGGCAACUGGGGCGAGCGGCCAAACAGCACGGCAUGUCCCGAUGCUGCGUCUUGCGCCAAAAACUGCAUCAUCGAGAGCGUCCCCGACUACCAAGUCCAGGGAAUCAGCACAUCCGGCAGCGAGCUCCGCCUCCGGCAGAUGCACAAAAACGUCACAGUCUCUCCUCGGGUUUACCUGCUGGACGAGAACGAGCAAGAAUACGACAUGAUGUAUCUUACAGGUUCCGAGCUGGCGUUUGACGUCGAAAUGUCAAAGCUGCCUUGCGGCAUGAACAGCGCUCUCUACCUUUCCGAGAUGCUAGUGGAUGGUGGCAAGAGCCUGAGUCCUCAUAACAAGGCCGGGGCGUACUACGGUACUGGAUAUUGCGACGCCCAGUGUUUCGGCAACAUUGCUGGUCGAGGUUCAUGCUGCAACGAGCUUGACAUCUGGGAGGCAAACUCUCGAGCUACCCACAUUGCACCUCACCCUUGCAGCGAACCCGGCCUCUACGAAUGCACCGGUGCGGAGUGCGGCUCCGAGGGUGUAUGCGAUAAGUCGGGCUGCGGAUGGAACCCCAACCGCCACCGCAACACCGACUACUAUGGACGCGGCGGCUCUUUCAAGGUCGACAGCACACGAAAGUUCACCGUGGUGACCCAGUUCCUAGCCGAUAAGAAUGGUGCCCUCAAAGAGUUGCACCGACACUACGUGCAGGACAACAAGAUCAUCGAGAGCGCAACCGUGACUCUCCCCGGCGUCCCCAAAGUCAACUUUAUGAACGACGAAUACUGCUCAGCCACGGGCGCCGGCGCAUUCACAAGACUCGGCGGCAUGAAGGGCAUGGGCGAGUCCAUGACCCGCGGCAUGGUCCUCGUCAUGAGUCUCUGGUGGGACGAAGGCGGCUUCAUGAACUGGCUUGACCAAGGCGAGGCCGGACCUUGCAACGCCACCGAGGGCAGUCCCGCCUCGAUUCUCAAGAUUGAGCCAAACCCAGAGGUGACUUUCAGCAACAUUAGGAUCGGCGAGAUCAACUCGACCUUCUCCUUGGGCUCUCAUUGUAGGCGGGAUAGCGUUCUGAGGGCGGUAGAGAAGCCUCAUGUACGGCAUCAUCUUCACCAGCACCAGCGUCGACACAGCCUCUAG
Fusarium falciforme is the source of this 1323-nucleotide messenger RNA. RefSeq names its product Glucanase. Gene Ontology annotation, biological process: carbohydrate metabolic process. Gene Ontology annotation, molecular function: hydrolase activity, hydrolyzing O-glycosyl compounds. The transcript has 2 exons. The coding region runs from base 1 to 1323 and encodes 440 amino acids. The record is from RefSeq and is a predicted model, not a curated record. NCBI's taxonomy places the organism in Eukaryota, Fungi, Ascomycota, Sordariomycetes, Hypocreales, Nectriaceae.